Colletotrichum destructivum is the source of this 693-nucleotide messenger RNA. RefSeq lists its product as uncharacterized. NCBI's taxonomy places the organism in Eukaryota, Fungi, Ascomycota, Sordariomycetes, Glomerellales, Glomerellaceae. The transcript has a single exon. The record is from RefSeq and is a predicted model, not a curated record. Bases 1 to 693 code for a protein of 230 amino acids.
AUGAUUGCAUUCACCAGUCUCUCGUCCGAAACGGGCUCGGCACUAGGAUCUGUGACUCUCGAUCCUGACCCGGUUACGGUGCUAGGGAACAUUCAUACUCGCGACCUGGAGAAGCCCGAAGAGACUCAAAUUCUCGGCUCGAUCGCAGAGGAACAGGAAGCACAGGAUGUUGAGAACACCAGAAGCAAGACUUAUGAACCCUUCGGCUCGCUUCCAAUCAGAGCACGGGAUGGUCAGCAUAGCAAGCGUCAAGCUGGUUCGGGGGGUGAUGACGCCAACUCAUCGCUCUUGCAUGAUACCGCCGUCGUGGGAACGCACCUAGACGACACUGAUGUACAGUCUCAUCAUCUGAGCAAACAGAAGCUCAGAUCUAUUGUCAGAGACGUUCGAGAUUCUCAACGCAAGCGCGUACAGCAACGCAUCGAAAAAGCCCGACAGGAUGCGCUUUCCCGCUUCACCACUCAGGAGCCGACGAUCAUUCACGGAAUGUUUCAAAUCCAAGUGACAGCCGACCAGCUUGUCAAGACAGCCAUUGACAAUGAAUACAGACAACUCAAGGCAGACAAGAGAGGUGAUGCCCAGUCACGGCUCGAAAAUGCCCUGGAGGAACACUCCGUGAUCCAGGAAGUCGAUGAGAUGCUUGAGAAUUUCAACAAGAGCAUGCUUCCAGAGUCGCCAACCGAGAGCACGUAA